GGCAGACAGACCGGCAUACACGAUGAGGGCAAAACAAGCCUCUUUUUUCGAUCUCGAAACAGCCCUCGUGUAUCCACCAGGGCGGUCCUUUCGCCCUGCCGCCGGUCUUGCUGUACACCUUGCGACGUGGACGGAUUUUCACGUUCGAAAUCCUUCGUAUUCGCGUUUUUGGCAAUCCGAGAGCCUUGUUUUACUGCGGUCCUGUCGUCGCUCUUGGUUUCGUUGGUGCCUGAGGAUGCCGGUCUGAGUACAUAUAGGUGUAUCCCUGUUAUGGGUCUCUUUUUUCCUUGACUCCUGCGAGCACGGUACCAUUGAUAUUCCCUUUUCCCUCCCUGGGUACAUUGUUCACUAUCUUCUUCCACUCUUUUUCCCCCAAGCAUUUCUUAGACAAUGGCCAACAGCAACAACGCAACCUUUUAUCUGCCCCUCGCCAACUGCACCGAAGUCACCCCCCGGUGCCCGGUCGAGCACUCGAUCUAUGGUUACUAUCCCUCGAUCAGUGCAAAUGCCUUGUUCGUGGCCAUUUUCGCCAUGUGUGGCGCCCUCCAACUCCUCUUCGGCAUCCGCUACAAGACGUGGACGUAUCUGGUCGCCAUGCUGCUGGCCUGCGUCGACCAGGCGCUCGGAUACGUUGGGCGUGUGAUCCUACACCACAAUCCCUUUGACGAGAUCGGGUUCCAGAUCCAGAUCUGCUGCCUGAUCCUGGGUCCUGCCUUCAACUCGGCCGCCAUCUACCUGGUUCUCAAGCACGUCACCCUGGCUUUCGGGCCGCAAUACUCCAAGAUCAAACCGAACUGGUACACGUGGAUCUUCAUCACCGGGGACCUUAUAUCGCUGGUGAUCCAGGCGAUUGGUGGUGGCAUGGCCGCUACCGCCAACGACAACCAGUCCCAGCAAGACAUAGGUGAUGACUUGAUGAUGGCCGGUAUCGCCUGGCAGGUGGUCACCUUGUUCUUCUUCGGCGGCGCCGCAGGGUGGUACGUCUUGAGCCGCUGGCGAGCACGCGAGGAGCCCCUUUCCGCCGAGGCACGGGGGUUUCUGAACGACAGGAAAUUCCGGCUGUUUGUGUACGGGUUCAUCGUCGCGUAUGCGGCGAUCGUGAUUCGGUGCAUCUACCGUAUCGUCGAGAUGGCCGGCGGAUGGGCGAAUCCGGUGAUGCAGUUUGAGCCGGCUUUCAUCGCUCUUGAUGGAUGCAUGGUCAUCAUCGCCACACUGGUCCAGACGGUCUUCCACCCCGGAUUCUGCUUCCCGCGGCUGUCAAGCGCAUACAUCCCACCUCCACCGGUGUCGACCGUGUCGGCGGCUCCCAAGGAGUACAAUCCGUCGAGCGUGCUCUCCACGCCCCCGGGCGAAUCGGUCGAGAUUGAAAGGGAGAAGGGUGCUCGGGAAGAGGCGUGAAAGUUUGCCCGAUACGAAAGUUUUCAUUGCGGAUACCCUUUUUCAUGUUCCUAUUCCUUACGUUGUAUGUCUUCAUGGCAAUAACCUCAAGGUGUUCCGGAGUUGGACAUCCUCCGACACAGAAACGUUAGGAGAAGGCUCGGCGUCGUGACAGGAAAGGAACAAAGGCGAAUGUACAUCAAGAAUUGUACUACAGUCAUACAAUCAUACAAUGGCCACCAUGCGCACUCACAUAGACGAACGGAUCGAUAGAUGGAAUAGACGGCCAUGUACCAAGGAAGGGC
This is a messenger RNA of Cladophialophora immunda, 1682 nucleotides long. RefSeq lists its product as uncharacterized. The transcript is spliced from 2 exons. Bases 391 to 1398 code for a protein of 335 amino acids. Lineage: Eukaryota; Fungi; Ascomycota; Eurotiomycetes; Chaetothyriales; Herpotrichiellaceae. The record is from RefSeq and is a predicted model, not a curated record. Gene Ontology annotation, cellular component: fungal-type vacuole; plasma membrane.